Molecule: messenger RNA, 1413 nt
Organism: Anastrepha obliqua
Lineage: Eukaryota; Metazoa; Arthropoda; Insecta; Diptera; Tephritidae
Gene: bigmax
Product: max-like protein X
Exons: 4
Coding region: 119-895 (258 amino acids)
Biological process (GO): regulation of transcription by RNA polymerase II
Cellular component (GO): nucleus
Molecular function (GO): DNA-binding transcription factor activity, RNA polymerase II-specific; RNA polymerase II cis-regulatory region sequence-specific DNA binding; protein dimerization activity
Source: RefSeq, a predicted model, not a curated record
AAUAAAUUUGCUCAUGCUCACUUGUUUUUGUGUAUUUUCGCUUACGUGAAUUCUUAUUUUGGAUUGUUGGUGAUUAUGCUUGCAUUGCAAAGUAAAAUUUGAGUGUGUUUUAACAAAAAUGACGGAAAAUCUUAGCUCCGCACAAAGCGAGUUUGGUAAUAAUACGCGUCCACAAGAGGACUACUCUAUGACAAUGGACCACGAUGCGGAUCCAAAUACGCAAGAGAGUCGAGAAGACAGCACACACACACCAAAUUCGUCUGCUCAUAACACAGAUGAAGAUGAUGACAGCGGUGAUGGCCGUAGUAGUUCGGCGCACGCUUCUUCAACUUUAAGCUACAAAGAGAGGCGUCGAGAAGCGCACACUCAAGCAGAGCAGAAAAGGCGUGAUGCCAUUAAGAAGGGUUAUGAUAGCCUUCAGGAGUUAGUGCCCACAUGUCAACAAAAUGACUCAGCGUCUGGAUACAAGUUGAGCAAGGCGCUUAUAUUGCAAAAGUCCAUCGAUUACAUUGGUUAUCUCAAUUUGCAAAAGAAAAAGCAAGAGGAAGAAAGUGGUGCACUGCAAAAGGAAGUGGCCGCUCUGCGUAUAAUACAACAAAGUUAUGAGCAUAUGUUGCAGCAUCAGCAAGCUAAUCCUGGCCCUGAGGAAGCACGUCUAACUGAUGAAGCGAAAUUUCAAGUGUUUCAGGCAAUUAUGGACGAAAUGUUCGAUACAUUCCAGCAUAUACCCAUGGAUAACUUUAAGCAGCUGACAACAGGUGUCAUACCGUGGUUAGAGGAAUACUGCAAGCCACAUAUUUUGCGCAGCAUACUGAGUCACACCUUGCAACAAAUGUCACAGUCGCAAGUGCAUGAGAAGCAGAAACAACAGCAAGACAGUGAAGGAUUCAGUUGAUUUAGUAGCAGAUGCCGCCAGAACAGCAAUAAAUAGCUAAAUUUAAUGCGGCAAAUAAUUAUCCACACUUAAUUUGUUUAAAUUAGUGAUAUUUUACUCCGGGAAUCAUGUUAAUAAUUGUUUUAUUUUAAAGAGCAUUUGCCAAAUAGUAAAAUUUCCUCUUAAUUAGUUUAGUCAAAUUUUACGUUAUACAAACUCUGUCGUUCACCCUGUAUAAUGAAAACUCAAGAUCCAUAUAUUUAUGUGUGUCUCUUUUUAAAUACCUUACAUAUCCGUUGCAAAAUUAUAGCACUACCACACAUUCGGGCAGGCUCUGUAAUUCACUUCCGAACGAGUUUCAUUAAAAUUAUAAAACCAACCCAUUGACAAGUUUUAACUGUUUUUUGUUUAUCUAUUAAUUUCCAAUAUCUUUUUUCGUGAAAAUAAAGUUCAUUGUAUAACAAAGGCCAUGUUAAUUCAAACUUGGCACAGGAUUUUGAAAAUUCGUGAAUUUGUCAUCAUGUUUCAAUAUUUUUCAA